AUAAACACGUGGUGGGGCAAAGAAGCAUAGAGGGGAAUUGGGAAUCUUCGAGAAAGGCGGAGAGGAUUGUUCGGCUGCUGCACAUAGGUAGUACAACGUGGUUGAACAGCGAGUGGACGAUCUCUGUCUAUCGUAGAAAUUUGUAAUUUCAGAAACAAUGGCUGCAGCUAAUGCCAUUAAGAGACUUAUACCUCUAUUUGAUAGAGUUCUUAUACAAAGAGCCGAGGCUGUAACAAAAACAAAAGGUGGUAUCGUUUUACCAGAAAAAGCUCAAGCAAAAGUCUUACAAGGAACUGUUGUGGCAAUUGGACCGGGACAAAGAAAUGAUAAAGGAGAACACAUCCCUUUAAGUAUCAAAGUUGGUGAUGUUGUAUUACUGCCAGAAUAUGGUGGAACUAAGGUAGAACUCGAAGAUAAUAAAGAAUUUCAUUUAUUCCGUGAGUCGGAUAUACUGGCAAAAUUAGAAGUUUAAGGUUCCAUUAAAUUUAUGUUUGCAAUUUUUUUAAGUACUACAUACUAUUUCAUAAGAAAUACACAAGCAAUGAAACAGUGAAAUGUAAGUUAAUUUCAUACGAACUUUGAUGUUUAUCAUUGUAGCAUACAUAAUGAUAUUCCCUUAUGUAUCUACUGUUAUAUAAGCCAUGAUUUCGCACAUAUAAAAGGAAAAAAAUAAAGCAUUUGUUGUGUUUAUGUA
Messenger RNA from Bombus pyrosoma, 694 nucleotides. RefSeq names its product 10 kDa heat shock protein, mitochondrial. The record is from RefSeq and is a predicted model, not a curated record. The transcript is spliced from 3 exons. Lineage: Eukaryota; Metazoa; Arthropoda; Insecta; Hymenoptera; Apidae. Gene Ontology annotation, molecular function: protein folding chaperone; metal ion binding; protein-folding chaperone binding. Bases 158 to 472 code for a protein of 104 amino acids. Gene Ontology annotation, cellular component: mitochondrial matrix.